Molecule: messenger RNA, 2505 nt
Organism: Oncorhynchus masou masou (cherry salmon)
Lineage: Eukaryota; Metazoa; Chordata; Actinopteri; Salmoniformes; Salmonidae
Product: T-cell ecto-ADP-ribosyltransferase 1-like
Exons: 4
Coding region: 25-1218 (397 amino acids)
Molecular function (GO): NAD+-protein-arginine ADP-ribosyltransferase activity; NAD+ poly-ADP-ribosyltransferase activity
Source: RefSeq, a predicted model, not a curated record
UGUGUUGACAUUCUGAACGACAGAAUGUUAUGUUAUGGAGACAAAAGAAAGAGUGUGUGUGUGUGUGUGUGUGUGUGUGUGUGUGUGUGUGUGUGUGUGUGUGUGUGUGUGUGUGUGUGUGUGUGUGUGUGUGUGUGUGUGUGUGUGUGUGUGUGUGUGUUAGAGUGUGAGCUGUAUUUAUCUGUGCAAACAGACAUCACUGUACAUAUACAGUAUAGUUGUUGGAUUAGUUGCUACCUCUGCAGUGGCUGGACUCCAGCUUUAACUACACAGUCAGCCGCUGUGAUACCAAACAGAUUUGAGGUCAACAACAACUUCUGCAACAUGGGUGGUGGAUAUCUCUUAAUUGAUGAUGUGACGAGCACUGAGAAGAAGACAAACAGAAUCUUUGUCUUGAUGUUGAUUCUCUGUCUUCACUUUGGACUGGUGAAACAGAACAAGAUGUUCCCACUGGACAUGGCACCUGAUUCAGUUGAUGACAAAUACGAUGGCUGCAGAGACGAAGCCUUCAAGAGGGUGGAUGACGACUACCUCCCACAUGAGAAAAACACCACCACUAACUUCAGAAGAGCCUGGGACAUGGCAGAGAAACAUGCAUCCAUUCCAACAGAUGGUCUGCAGAAAGUGCAUUCCGUCUCUAUGUAUUUGUACACAAAUAACAAACCCCAACCUCCUUCUGAAUCCAUCUACAUAGACUUCAACAAAGCAGUUAGACAAGGCAGUUAUGGGUAUGGAACAUCAUUCCAGUACCAUUCCCUGCACUUCUAUCUGACUGACGCCAUGCAGAUUCUCAAACAAAGUCAAACAACAUGUUGGACCACCUACCUUAGAACCAAUGUAACUUUUGAUCAGGAUGUUGUCAACAAAGAAAUGCGCUUUGGUUAUUUUGCCUCAAGUUCUUUACAUAAGACUUUAUACGAUUUUGGAGACACAUCCUGCUUUGAGAUCAACACAUGUUUUGGUGUUAACUUGACAUAUUACUCUGCAUAUGCAAACGAGGGGGAAGUUUUGAUUCCUCCCUAUGAGGUAUUCAAAGUGACCAACAUCCAGACAAAGUCAGCAGUCAGUAACCUGUGGUGUAAAGUCGUGUACACUCUAAAGAGCACUGGGAAAUGGAAGAGUGACCUGAAUUGUAAAGCAAUAGAUACAGGCUACUGCUACAUGAAGCUACUAACUGUGUUCAUUGUCACAAUAGUGUUCAUAUAUUUACAACAGUAAAAUAGUGAUUUUGUCAGACAGUAUAGGCAACAGCUCUAUAGAGAUGAGAUGAUGACAUGGAAUGACCUACUGAAGUCAUAAAAUUAAACCAAUGUAACAGAAAUAUUUCAUUAAAGUAAUGUGAAUAAAUGUUGUUUAAAACUUAUUAAGUGAUAACAAGUAAUGCUUAGUCACUACCAUCAUGGGACUUUUACUAAUAGUUUUAUUAUGUGUUACAUCAUUCAACCUACAUAACGCAUAGUGUAUUGUUUAAAAAAUAAUACAACUAUUUUUCAUGUCAAACUGAAACCAAACCAACCUCAAAAAGCACUAAUCGCUCAGCACUGGAACCAAAGUGUAUUUUGAUCAGUACAAAAUAUCAGUUUCGGUACCUUCACUUUGAGCACUAUAGGCAAGAAAAUAGGCAGAGAUUCAUUUGGAGCGACGUCCUGCUUUGAGAUCACCACAUGUUUUGGAGCUGACAUAUCACAUUACUCUGUAUUUACAGGACAGAGAGAAGUCUUAAUUCCUCCCAAUGAGGUAUUCACAGGGACCAACAUCCAGAGGACGUCACCAGAGAAUAACCUGUGGUGUGAAGUCAUCUACACAUUAGUGGCCACUGUAGUUUGGAAGAAUUGAACUGCAAAUUGGUGCCAAAAUAAAUCAGAAAAGCAGUUAUUUUUAUGUUUUACAAUCAACAGAACAGCUGCUACAGGCAACAUAACACUCUUUAAUUAUGUUCUGUAUAUUACUGAUCAUCCCAUCACCAAUGUACAACGGGAAGUCAUCUGAAACAAAUGUAUCUUUCUCAGCUCUCAGGUGUAACGAUCCUGUUAAAUGGUUAAACCCGCAUUACUUCCUCAGAUUAAGAAUACGAUUAUUUUUGUGAAAUAAAAAAUGUAAUAUGAUUUGUAAUUUGAUUAUAUUUUCAGCAUGUGCACUCCAGCUUUUGUUAAAUAAAUAAAAAAAAUAAGCAUGAUUAAAUGACAUGUCCUAUGUAUCCACUACCUGUACAUCAAUUAUAAAGAUAUGAAUUUCAUCUCACUUCAAGAAAAUGUGUCUGUUCUUAGGUCAUAAUUAGAAUGAACUACAAAUAUAUUUAGAUUUAAGGAAAGAUUCAAUGAUAUAGACACAGGUAACCUGAAGCUUCAUUGACUGUGCAGUUGGGCAUCAGAUUGCUAUAGCAUAUGAUGUGGUUAGCUGAUAAAUUAAUGUUCCACAUCUAUCCAGGAGUUGUGAGAUCUGGCAGGCAACUUCAAUGUAGUCAGCCUGGAACGUAGCCUACCUCAUUAGUGGGGUUGGAUGAGA